AUGACCGGCGCCACCAAGAGCGGUGGUAAGCACCAGCCUCCUCCUCCUCCGUCCCCGAACAAGGCCGGCGAGAGCAUAAAUCCCCUGCUCCAGCCCUCCGCAUCCUCCACCGAGGACGACGCCUCAUCUGUCCUCAGCAGCCCAGCCUCUUCCUACCGCUCCGACUCACCAAGUCCCUCCUUCAGGCACCGCCGCCGUGCUGCCCUCGUUACCAAACGAAAUGUCUCUUUCGUCGGUGCCAUCUUGGCUGCGCUCUGCGCUGGCUCCAUAACCGCCUUCUCGCUGUACGGCCAUCUCUUCCAGGAGCGACUGCACUACACCCAGUACCAAGUCAACGGCAUCUCCAUUGUUGCCAGCUUUGCGCUCUACAUACUGGUCCCUUUCUUCGGCUACAUCUGCGAUCGCGCCGGGCCUGCACCGCUGGCCGGAGUCUCGGCUGUGCUGUUUGGGGUUGGCUACGGCCUGGCGGCAAUACUCUACAAGCAGGGCGAGGCAGCAGGCGGGUCAAAGCCGGGAAAGCUCUCCUACGCCCUGAUGGUCGUUGCUUUCAUCUGCAUCGGAAUGGGUUCCUGCGCCCUCUACAUCAGUUCGGUCACCACGUGCGCCAAGAACUUCGGAAAGGGCAAGCAUCGUGGGCUAGCGCUGGCGAUGCCAAUCACUGCCGUUGGUCUCUCGGGCAUGUGGCAGAGUCAGGUUGGCAGCCGCCUGCUAUACGAGCGCAAUCCUGAUGGAAGCAAGGGGGAUAUCAACGCCGUCUCGUUCUUCAUCUUCCUGGCCGUCUUGCUUUUUGUGGUGGGCAUAAUCGGGAGUUUGACCAUGAAGGUCAUCGACGAGCAAGAUCUUAUCGACGAAGCCGUGGAGGAGCUCGAGAGGAGUGGUCUUCUCGAUGGAAGUGCACUCUUCACCCCGGGGCGCACGUCGGCCGGUGGCUAUGGCACCAUCGAGAGGUCCAACCCGCUGGAGGACGAGGAGGACGCCCGCCUGUUGGACCCGGCUGCGGAUCUCGAAGACGACCCAAAUUUCAAGAAGAACUGGGUUCUCAACGCCGAGACUCGGCGGUUCCUCAACGACCACACAAUGUGGUUUCUGGCGGCUGGGUUCUUCUGCACCAUCGGUCCCGGCGAGGCUUUCAUCAACAACAUGGGCACCGUCAUCAAGACUCUCUACCCGCCCACUGCCAUCCUCAUUGGCUCAUCCACAUCAGCUGCAACCCAUGUCUCAAUCAUUUGCGCCACGAGCACGGUCAUCCGUCUCCUGAUAGGGGCUCUGACAGAUCUGCUGGCGCCGACGCCAGUGUCACAAUACGUGCAGAUUCCUUCCGGCCAGCCUGCUCGCACCAUUCUCCACCGCAUGAAGUUCUCGAUUUCUCGUGUCACAUUCCUCCUCUUCUUUGCACUCCUCAUGUCCAUUGGCUUGGCUGUACUGGCCUCGGGCGCGAUACAGAACCACGGCGAGCGAUUUUGGAUCGUGUCCAGUCUUAUCGGGGCGGGGUAUGGAGCACUUUUCAGCAUUACUCCCAUUAUUGUGACGAUAAUCUGGGGCGUCGAGAAUUUUGGUACGAACUGGGGCAUCGUUGCGACUUUCCCAGCGCUUGGAAACACGCUCUGGGGCUUGGUCUACUCGGCUGUUUAUCAAGCUGGCGCAGAGAAGAGCCCGAAUCCGCCAGAGGCAGGGAAUGGCGACCUCUUCUGCUACGGUACCCAGUGCUAUGCCACCGCUUACUGGGCGAUGGCAAUCAGUGUUUGGAUCUCUUGCCUGCUGGUGCUGUGGGCCUGGAAGGGAAAGAAUGGUUGGUCUCAGCGCGGCAUUGUGAUUUGA
Molecule: messenger RNA, 1818 nt
Organism: Diaporthe batatas
Lineage: Eukaryota; Fungi; Ascomycota; Sordariomycetes; Diaporthales; Diaporthaceae
Exons: 1
Coding region: 1-1818 (605 amino acids)
Biological process (GO): transmembrane transport
Cellular component (GO): membrane
Molecular function (GO): transmembrane transporter activity
Source: RefSeq, a predicted model, not a curated record